AUGCCUGAAAACAGUGCAAUGGCAUCAGCUCUUUCACCGUCACCUGGCUCCUCAGCUUUGCAGCCAUUCUCCUCCCGUUUCUGCAAGAUGCCUCCCAAGGGGAAGUCCAAGGUUCUUCCUGAGGCGACGUCACUGGAUGCUCCUCCUGCAUCCCCUGUUCCUGCUGCUCCUUCGUCUGCAAGCAAGGACAAGGGAAAGGCACCGGUGGAGGACCUCAACAAUGUGACCCUUGCUGACGCGCCUGCUAGUGAGGCUUUUCACCGCGUCCGACGUACGGCGAUUCUGCUGUUACCUGUGGCUCUCGCGCUGGAGGUGGCGUCGGUCAUCACCACCGUGCGGACGCUGAUGAAGCGGGUCUGGGCGUCUGCGCUCUCUGACGGAGCCUUCGAGUCAGCGAAGUUUCAAGAACUUCUUCCGGCGUAUGUGGCGAAGACUCGCUAUUGCCGUCUGCAAGUCUCGCUCCUGCGCAAAGAUGACAUCAUGAGCGUCAGGACCAAGGAGGUGGAUUACACACGCCCCAAUGGCAUGGUUUUCCGGCUUUACUGGCAACACACCGAUGACCCCUCUUUCGUGCGGGAACGUGCGACAAAUCCUCAGGCGAUCGAGGUGGUGAUCCGUGACGUACCUGCAACGAAGACGCCUGAGAUGCUGCGGGAGCUUAUGGUGGUUUACCAGCUGCGGAACAGGAAGCUGUCGGCGUUCAAGGAUGGCAUUUGCUUCCACCGCGUCCUGCAUCCGGUUACUGGCGCUGACACAGAUGUCAUCAAGGGAUUGGUGAUCCCUCAUCCUGGCGACAGGCACCGCUGGCCUGCUUCCCUGCCAGCUUCGCCGCUGAUCACACCCAUUCUGCUGGAUCCUGCCAUUGUGCUGAUCUCCACGGGUGGCAACUGCGAGGAAUGGCUCUGCACGCAAGUGGGGUGCGGGAAAGCGAAAGGGAGGAGCUUCAUGACAGCGGCCGAUCACAUCACGUCUGCCAACCACCUCAUCCACCUGGAGCAGCUUGGAUCAGCCACUCGUGUCUCUCUCGAGAAGGCCAGCCUCAACAUCACCAAGAAGGACUACGGGAUCUAA
Molecule: messenger RNA, 1071 nt
Organism: Closterium sp. Naga37s-1
Lineage: Eukaryota; Viridiplantae; Streptophyta; Zygnematophyceae; Desmidiales; Closteriaceae
Source: the annotation of a GenBank genome assembly